AUGAAUAAUACAACGGAGGUUUCCAUUAAUAAUACGGACACCGGUGCUCCAAGGAGCGGUUACGAUUUACCAGUGUACGGUUUGUCAAAUGGAUCGUUUUACCGGAUUCAUAUUCCAGCUCUGUCAUGUAUUUCUUUAAGUCUUGUUUGCGUAAUCAUCGUCAUGGUUUUGUCAUAUUCUCACAAGAAUUUCAGGAAGUUCUUUUCUUGGGCAAAACGUGAUCGAUUUAUCAUUUAUCUUGCUAUUUGCGACGGUGGAUUUAACAUUUUUCAUGGCCUUGACCAUUUGCAUUACCUCACAACUAAGGAUCACAUUCGGCCUAAGAUAUUGUGCGAGUUUUAUGGCUUUCUUUUGACAGAAUUUAUUACAGCACAAAAUCUUUUAGUGAAUGUUGUCGCAAUUAAUGCUUUUAUUAUGAUGUUUUUCAACAAGAACUUAAACUUUGGUAGAUAUGAUUGGAAACUAUUGGCGUGGACAUUUGGUUUACCUUUUGUUGCCGCCAUUGCCGCUGCUUUUACGGGACAGCUCGGGCCAAACGGAACUUUUUGUCAGUUUGACGCCAUUACCGGAAGUGUAGCUUUCAUCCUGUUCACAACCGUUCCAACUGUUCUCAUCUUAUUGUUAACAGCGUUUUAUACUUGUUGACAUGGGAAAAGGAUUAGGAACAAGUUUCCGGAAUAUCCC
This is a messenger RNA of Ruditapes philippinarum (Manila clam), 684 nucleotides long. RefSeq lists its product as uncharacterized. The record is from RefSeq and is a predicted model, not a curated record. Gene Ontology annotation, molecular function: G protein-coupled receptor activity. Gene Ontology annotation, biological process: adenylate cyclase-activating G protein-coupled receptor signaling pathway. Bases 1 to 645 code for a protein of 214 amino acids. Gene Ontology annotation, cellular component: plasma membrane. The transcript is spliced from 2 exons. Lineage: Eukaryota; Metazoa; Mollusca; Bivalvia; Venerida; Veneridae.